AACCGAGCACACGCUAUGGCCAAGACGCGGGCGAAGAAGGCGGCGGCGGCCGGUGAUGCCCGGAGCACUGGGAAGGAAGGGGACAAGGCGCCGGUGAAGGGAGGCAGCGAUGCGCCGGCGAACGGGGUGGUGGUAAGCGUGCCAGUCCACUGCGAUGGCUGCGCCAGGAAGCUGCGCCGGUCUCUGCUGCGCCUCGAUGGGGUUGAGGAGGUGAUCGUGGAUCACUCGACCGACACGGUGGUGGUAACUGGCCAGAAGGCGAUGGAGAACCCGAUCAUGGUGGUCGAGGCGGUCAAGAGGAAGACCGGGAAGAAGGCGGUGCUGCUGAGCCCAUCGCCGGAGAAGCUGCCACCGCCGGUGAAAAGUGAGGAUAGCAAGAAACACGGUGCCGGGGCGCCAGACAUGAAAAAGGAUGUAGCGGAGUUCGACAUGGAAAUGGUUGUAGUGCUCAAGAUAGAAUUGCACUGUGAAGAUUGCAGUGAGGAGAUGAAGAAGAGGAUACUCAAGAUAAAAGGAGUGGAGGAGGCCGUGCCGCACAUCAAAUCUUCACAGCUGAUGGUGAAAGGGAUGGUCGAGCCAGCGACCCUAGUAGGGUUCAUCCACAAGUGCACGGGGAGGAAGGCUGCCAUCAUCAGAGCUGAGCCACUGCAUGAGGAUACGCCAGCAGCAGCCAUGGAUGGGGAUGCGCCUGCAGCGGAUGCCAAUGCCAAGAAGCAAGAACCAUCUGAUAAUCUGGAAAACAAAAAUGAACUAGGGGUAGAAGAAGAGACCAAAGAAGCCGUGAACAGAGAAGAAGAGACUGAAACGGAGAAGCCAGGCAAAGGGGAUGGAGAUGGGGUUGAGAAGGAGACGGUUGUAGAGGAAAACCAGACGAAGGACCACCUAUUCAAACUGCCUGCGCCGGCUUCACUUGUUGCGGUGGCGCCGGAGGCUGAGAAGAUGGCCGUGAACGGCCACUACCAGUACAACUACCACCCAGCAGCCUACGCUUACGCAUACCCGCACUAUGCUUAUCAGCAAUACCACCAAUACCCAUAUGCUGGUAAUCCAGCAACGUAUUAUGGGCCGUAUCCGCAGCACUAUCCGCCACAGACUUUCGGCGAUCAGAGCCCAGAUGCAUGCACCAUCAUGUAAUGUUAUGAACCGUGUGUAACUAGGUUCCAUGGUAACCAUAAGCCACCGUACAUGGAAUAAAGAGACCCAUCAUGUAGUGAACUGUGUGCACCUUCCAUGUCACAAGUCUUCAUAUAUAUGUUGAAUAAAGCAUCUGGUU
This is a messenger RNA of Triticum dicoccoides, 1273 nucleotides long. RefSeq names its product heavy metal-associated isoprenylated plant protein 7-like. The coding region runs from base 16 to 1134 and encodes 372 amino acids. The transcript is spliced from 5 exons. The record is from RefSeq and is a predicted model, not a curated record. Lineage: Eukaryota; Viridiplantae; Streptophyta; Magnoliopsida; Poales; Poaceae. Gene Ontology annotation, molecular function: metal ion binding.